This is a messenger RNA of Trichogramma pretiosum, 996 nucleotides long. RefSeq lists its product as uncharacterized. The transcript has 4 exons. The record is from RefSeq and is a predicted model, not a curated record. Bases 444 to 896 code for a protein of 150 amino acids. Lineage: Eukaryota; Metazoa; Arthropoda; Insecta; Hymenoptera; Trichogrammatidae.
UUUUUCGUUGUUGUAAUUUUACUUAUUCACCCAAUCGAUUCGAUAUGUAUACACCUGUACAUUUCUCGAUUCUGCACGCGAGUAUUACGACGACUUCAGAGCACUGCGUUAUUUCAACGCGCGCGCGCGUGCGAUUGUACCAGCUGGAGCAACAACAACUACAACAGGCUGCGAGUUAUCGCCGCGCAUUUAAGUCCGCGUGCGGGGCCCCGGGUUGGAAAAGGCCCAGAAGACGAUUUCCGACACAUCACGCAGAGACAGAAAUCUGGCUGACGAGGAGCCGCAGCGGGCGCCGAUCGCGAGAUGGGUUUCUCCUUCAAGCGAAAGAAGGCCAGUGGCUACAGGGUUAGCGUGCAUUAUAUUGAUCGAAAAUCGAUCGAUCGAUUAGCAUAUGCGUGCGAUAAUGCGUUACACGCGCGAUUACUACCACUACUUUGCAGCGGAUGGGUAGGCUGGCCUGCAAGAUGUGCGACUACAACUUCAUGGGCAGCGGCUUCUACGUCAUCCUCGUCGGCAUAAUCGGAUCGGUGAUAACGAUCUCGGACGUGAUCAGAUUGAUGAACUCGACGUCGGCGACCCCGCAAAAUCGGUAUCCGUCGUUUGCAGUGCCCAUCCAAGUCGAGCGCGAUCUCAAGCUCAUGACGUCGAUCCUCGGCCUCGAGCACUACAUGUUCCUCGUCAUAGCCAUCGUCACGGAGUACCCGAUGCUGCACGUGCCCUGGCUCCUGAUGCAGCUCGUGAUAAUCGGCGCCGAGCUCUUCGUCUUCUUCGUGCGCGUCUUCAUCGAGGGACUGCACGUGACUCGCGACGAGAUCGUCUUCUCGCUCAUCACCCUGCACAAUUGGCUCCAGGUCUUCUGCCUGUUCCAGUGGCAGACGCAGUCGCGCGUUUUUUGACUUCCGAUGCCGCGAGAAGCUCGAUAUAGGAAUUGCGCGCGAAAUUCAAUCGGUGCGACGACGGAAAAAAAAUACGUAUACAAACAUGUUGGAGCGCGCA